Dentiscutata erythropus is the source of this 129-nucleotide messenger RNA. The record is from the annotation of a GenBank genome assembly. Lineage: Eukaryota; Fungi; Glomeromycota; Glomeromycetes; Diversisporales; Gigasporaceae.
AUGGUUUAUGAAUCUGCCGAUGUCCUUUUAGAUAAAUUUCAAGUUGCUUUUUGUUACAAUGAAGGAUUAGGUGUUGAAAAGAAGAAGCUGGGUAUGCGGAAUGAUAGGGAAGCAAGAAUGCAAAAUUAG